Molecule: messenger RNA, 729 nt
Organism: Closterium sp. NIES-65
Lineage: Eukaryota; Viridiplantae; Streptophyta; Zygnematophyceae; Desmidiales; Closteriaceae
Source: the annotation of a GenBank genome assembly
AUGGGUGGCCUGCACUGGCGGAAGAAGGGCGGCGGAAAAGACGCGGGCGGGUCGAGCGCGCGCAAGCAGGUGGUGCUGACGGCGGCGCAACUGACGGAGCUGGAGAGUUACAUUCAAGACAUGGAGGCCAAAUGCGCGCAGUUUCAGACGGUGGUGGGCCAGAAGGCAGCAGCAGAAGCAGCCAUGAGGGGGCAGCUGGAGGGGCUGGCAGCGGGGGUGGAGGGGGAGCGGGCCGCUCGGGAAUCGGCGCUGGAUGCUCUGAUGACGGACUUUGAAAGCAGAGUGUCUGCCCGUCUUCCUCCACCCUCAUCUGCCCGCUCGACCCUCCCCACCAUCACCUCCUCUGCUACAGCUGCCCCCACCGAACCAGACUCCAUCUCACAGCCCUCCACACUCGCUCCUCCUCCCCACACUCCCACCCUCCCUCCCUCCUCCUUCACCUCCUCGCUCCGCUCGUCCCUCCCCUCUUCGCUCUCCACCUCGCUCACCACCUUCGUGAGCAGCAGCAGUGAGAUAGAGGCACUGGCACAACGAGCUAGAGCCGCUGCUCUGGCUGCUGCUGCCGCCGCUGCUGGCAGGGGUGGUGGUGGUGCGGCUGCUGCUGCUCCUGGUGCUGCAGAUUUCGCUGCUCUGCCUGGUGUCAGUGCUGGUGGUGGGGAUUUUCCUGGAGUGGCAGAGGCAGGAGGCAUGAUGGCUUACCCUGGAGGAGGGCCACACACUUCCCUGUAA